Molecule: messenger RNA, 1227 nt
Organism: Dictyostelium purpureum
Lineage: Eukaryota; Evosea; Eumycetozoa; Dictyosteliales; Dictyosteliaceae
Exons: 1
Coding region: 101-1168 (355 amino acids)
Source: RefSeq, a predicted model, not a curated record
GAAAUUAUUAAUAAUUUUUUCAAUAUUUUUAUUAUUUAUUUAUAAAAUAGAAUGUUUAGAUCAAAUAACUAAUAAAAACAAAGACUAUCAUUUAUAUUUGAUGGGUAAAGGAAGCAUUGCUAAAGACUAUCAAUAUUCGCGUGAUGACUUUAAUAACUAUAAAGAAGUAUCAAGUGAUUUGGUAUAUGUUGCUGCAAAUCAAACAACAGAAUUUCAACAUAAUGGAGGUUCUUCCUUUUACUUGGAUAUUGUAACAAAUAAAGAAUUUUAUAUUUUUGUUGGUAAUUUAGAAAUCGGCCCACUUUUCGAACCAGAAUCCUUCCAAAUUAAUUGUGAAACUCCACUCAAAUUUAAAAUCCUUAUACCAAAUGGAGGUUUUGCUAAAGUUUAUAUUAUUAAACUUGAUGAAUUUGAUAGAGAAGACUCAUUAAGAUUUACUGAUACAAAUAAAAAUAGUGGCUUUAUAUCAUUAGAAGGACCAUUCAAGAUGUCAAGAAAAGAUAAAAAGUUAUUUGAUGAAGCCACAUUCAACAAUUUAAAUACCAAAGCACCAGCUACCCAAAUGCCAACACCAACACCAACACCAACACCACUACCAGUUACACAAUCUCCAAGCCAAUCAGUUUUACCUGAAACCCCAACUCCAACUGAAAUUCCAACUGAGACUCCAACUGAAUCAAUUCCAACUGAAUCAAUUCCAACUGAAACCCCAACUCCAACUGAAACCCCAACUCCAACACCAACACAAUCAUCUGCAUCAGCAUCUUCAUCAUCUGCAUCAUCAAGUGAACCAAAUGAAUUAAUGCCAAUUGGUUCAACAUCUGAAUCUAUGGAAUCAAAAUCAGAAAUCACUGAAUCAUCUGAACAAUCAUCAGACUCAUCAUCUUAUUCAUCAGUCAUUAUUGAUGAUGAUAGCAAAGAUAAUUUACAAAACACAAUAACCACAACAGUUACAACUACUCAACAAAGUUCAACACAGUCAUUACACUCAUCAUCAGAAGGCGGUUAUGGAAAAAUCGAUAACUCUGGUGUUGUUGAACAAGUUUUCUAUAAAGAAAAUAAUGAUGAAAAUGAUUUGUUUGAAAUUAACAAUGCAAAUAGAAACCACAUUUCAUCAAAUUCAUUUGUAUUAUUAAUUGCCUCAUUCAUUUUAUUAAUUAUUUUUUAAAAACUAAAUUUAAUUUUUAAAUUAAAAGAAAUAAAAUAAACCACAUUGUUUUUAAUUUU